Geodia barretti is the source of this 525-nucleotide messenger RNA. The record is from the annotation of a GenBank genome assembly. Lineage: Eukaryota; Metazoa; Porifera; Demospongiae; Tetractinellida; Geodiidae.
AUGUUCGUAGGUUUGGAGGAUUUGCCGCGCAUUGCGGCUCCGGAGGAGGAUGGCUCAACAUUUUUGGCCAACGCGAUCAUCAAGGCGAAUUACUACUCUCGACAUUUCGGAGAGAUUGCACUCGCCGAUGAUUCGGGUCUGGUGGUUGAUGCGCUGGACGGAGCACCGGGGGUUCACUCCGCGCGCUACGGCGGCGACGGGAUUUCGGACAUGGACCGGUUGUAUCUCUUGUUAAAGAAGCUGGAAGGCGUGCCUGAACGGAAUCGGACAGCGCGCUUCGAGUGCGCGAUUGUGGUAGCCAACCCUGGAGGCGACUUCAUGCACGCCACAGGGACUGUCGAGGGGCGGAUCAUCUUUGAACCUCGAGGGCAAAAUGGAUUCGGCUAUGAUCCGAUUUUCGUGCCCGAAGGCCAGACUCGAACAACUGCGGAGAUGAGCGCCGUCGAGAAGGACUCGCUGAGUCAUCGAGGCCGUGCCAUGGCGGCGAUUAUUCCCGCGCUGAACGAUCUUGUACCCGGCUCGUGA